Messenger RNA from Melanotaenia boesemani (Boeseman's rainbowfish), 1201 nucleotides. RefSeq lists its product as uncharacterized. The transcript is spliced from 5 exons. The record is from RefSeq and is a predicted model, not a curated record. Lineage: Eukaryota; Metazoa; Chordata; Actinopteri; Atheriniformes; Melanotaeniidae. Gene Ontology annotation, biological process: response to bacterium. The coding region runs from base 88 to 717 and encodes 209 amino acids.
ACCACUAACCACUUCCUUUUCUCUGUGCCACCUCCACUUGUACUAAUCAAGCAGGUAGUGUAGCUCCAGUUUGACUCUUGCUGCCUGAUGGACAUGAUCAGUCUAAAUCCAGCAGUGUUCAUCUUCAUUCAGCUGAUAUGGCCGGCCUUUGCAGGGACUAAAACAUCUGACCACCAGAAUGUAUCGGUGUCAGAGGGAGAUUCAGUCGUGUUCAACUGCAACACAUCUGAGAAACAUACGACACACAUCACCUGGACCAAAUGCAGAUUAAUGCUUUCAUGGGCCGUACAGCUUCAGCAAAACUUUUCAAACUUCUCUGACAGAGUUACAAUAGACCUCGUCAACAAGUCAAAGCUAAAAAUUGUUAGUGCUCAACUUGAGGAUUCAGGACUUUAUACAUGUGAGAUAACUGACAACCGAGGCAUCAACAGUAUUACAUGGAAUUUAACUGUUUCUGAGAAAGAAACAAGUUUACUUAGUAAUGUCGUAUUCAUCCGUCCACUUGCUGCUGGAUUCCUUCUAUGUUGCAUCACAGCAGUUAUCUGUCUCUGCAGAAAAUAUGGUACCAGAACAGGAAAUCAGAAUCCAUUCCAGGACCAGUUUCAGUCUCAGACAGAAGAGGUGGUAACUUGCAACUACAAGGUGACACGAAUCAUCAGCGAACAAGAGGAGGAGAGAAUACAAGAGAGGCUGAAUUUAAUCUAUGAUCAUUCUUGAACUGAGACACAAAAGAGAGACAUCAAGAUGGAUCCAAUUAACAAAAGAAGGAUGGAAAAAGUGGGAAAUAACUUAACUGUCUUUCUUGAAUGGGUAUUUUUACCUUGCCGACAGUAUAUUAAUGUUUCAUUUUAUUGGACAUUUUUCUGGUUGUUCUACUUUAUGUUCUCACUAUUGCAAUUUCAUAAAAAUGAUUGUUUUGAUAUUGUAAAUAUCCCAAAUUUUCCCAGGAAAGUAAGUUUUUAUUUUAAGUUAGUCCAGUAGAGGCCAUGUGCAGAUAUUAGUUGCUUUAAGUUGACCUGCUGCUCUACAGGAGGAUUUACCAAUAUUUUUUAAACUAUAACAAGAUGGCACACAAAACUGUGUGAUAUUAAAACGAUAACUUUUCUUCAAGUUUCAGUGUUUACAAAGAAUUCUGGACAAUGCUGGCACCCACUUUCGACAAUAUGAUAUUAAAAAUAAAGGAAAAAAAAAAAAAAAAAAC